This is a messenger RNA of Homarus americanus (American lobster), 6650 nucleotides long. Its product is annotated as autophagy-related protein 2 homolog A-like. The transcript has a single exon. Bases 82 to 6633 code for a protein of 2183 amino acids. Lineage: Eukaryota; Metazoa; Arthropoda; Malacostraca; Decapoda; Nephropidae. Gene Ontology annotation, molecular function: phosphatidylinositol-3-phosphate binding. The record is from RefSeq and is a predicted model, not a curated record. Gene Ontology annotation, cellular component: phagophore assembly site; extrinsic component of membrane. Gene Ontology annotation, biological process: piecemeal microautophagy of the nucleus; reticulophagy; autophagy of mitochondrion.
AGUGUCUAGCCUUGUUUACCUACGACGUAGUUCAAGAGACAAGAGUCGUUAAGGUGAUGGGGGUGUGAUAAUAGAGCCAAUAUGUUGCGAUUAGGACUAGAGACGAUAUCUAAAAUGCCCUGGUAUUUUCCUUGGUCAGAUGCCAUCAAGAAAAGGGCUAUAAGGUAUUUGUUACAGCGAUAUGUUGGUCAGUUUUUGGAAGAGAAGCUUUCAUUGGAUCAGCUCACAAUUGACCUAUACAAUGGAACAGGAACCAUAAAGGAGUUAACAUUAGAUGUGGGGGCGUUAAAUGAAGUAGCUGAUCAAUUAAAUCUUCCUCUUAGAUUUGUGGAUGGGUAUAUUGGUGAGAUAUGUGUGUCUAUACCCUGGCAUGCUCUCUUAUCAGAAAAUUGUUUUGUGGAAGUUUCUGGGCUGAUGGUGACUAUUGAACCUAAACAAAGGUCUGAGGAUAUAUCAAUGGUGGACUCGAUGAUUGAGUCAAUGAGUAUGACCACUUCCAUGCAGAUAGCUCAGGAGUGCCUUAAUCACCAUGAAGAGGAGAGUGAAAUGGAGGGCAUUGCAGAAAAAGAUACUAGUCAAACCAUUGAGGGCAUUGAACACUUUGCUCAGGCAAUAGAUACAGUACUUAAUAGAAUUAAGGUUCGUUUCCUUGAUACAAUUAUCAGAUUAGAGCACACUCCUAAAGGAAGUCAAUCUGGUGUUUCCUUAGAGAUAAGAAUAAAAAAGAUAGACUAUUUUGAUGAGGCGGGGUUGGGCAAGACGACUCCAACCAGUGAAUCAAACAAAGCAGGGUAUGAACAGCCUGCAUUUGCAUCUAAGAAAUUUCAUAUUGAAGGUUUAACUAUGUACACAGAUGAAUUUCCUGCUAAGUCCAAAGGAUUGGCAAAGUCGGUGAUCAUUCCAUCAUCAGAAUCAAAUUCAUCUCCAGAGUCGGGUUCUAAAGUCUCUGGUUCAGGUUCUGGCGAUUCCUUCAAGACUGCAGAAACAUCUCCAGCUGAAGAUAGACAUUUUGAGUACAACCACGAGAAAACUGUACGUAAGUUGAUCACCAGUUCUUGUAUUCCGAUGGAACCAAUCCUGUUUGCAAAAUUUACUGGUUCUCAAGAGAUCAGUCUGAAGUUAAAGCAAGCAGACGUCAUGGGACCUAAAGUAGACCUUAGAAUGAAUUGUGGAUCACUGAUUAUGUUCCUAUCUCCCAGGCAGAUUCAUUUGCUUCUAGAACUCUCAGAAGGUGUGGCAUCUCCUGAUAAAUUAGACUUGGAGCCCAGUGGACCGAGGAGCAUAGGAGGGAAGCAGAAACCAAUGGAUCCAAAUGAUUUCAGGAAAGUAGAAAAUGAACUUCUUAAAGAACUUAGAACACCACAUGUGUCGAGCCACGCCCUUAACCAACAUCAAGGCUGGUCAUCCACUCCACUAGACAGUGACGAUGAGUUUGUUCCAAUGAGUAGUGGGACCGGAGGACUCGGUAGAAACAUGUCCAGUAGUCAGUUGUCCGGUUGCUCAGAUAUGGACAGCUCGUUCAGUUCAAACAUGUCAGGCAGCACAGUCAAGUCUGCCACACCUGGGGCGUCAAGUACACCUACAUUUCGUUACACAGGUGUUGGUGUGAUGGUUGGGGAUCAUGCUAUUGGUGGACCAGGGAGGAAGAAAAGUGAUCAUGGUGGUAGCAGGUUAACUGAUGAUCCAUCAGCAGUUGUAACACACUUAAGAGUACAGAUUAGCAGUUUGGCAGCUGUAAUUCUUCAUGAAGAUGUUUUGACACCAUCUAUUAACAACUCGAACAUGGUAUCAAAGGCAUCAGUAGCUGAAAUGCAAGCAAAGUCUGAAGACUUUUUUUCAACCCUUGGAGUACAUGGGUUAUCAGGCUAUAGUUUUAAUGUGUUUCAAGAAGCUCGAAAGAGAUUCAGUGAAGCUUGUCAGAUCAAUCACUUAAGAUUCAUGGCAGCUCCAUUAACAAUAGAAGGAAGUGAAAAAAGCUUAGCAAACAGGUGGGAGAUGAGUGUAAAUAUGUCUUUAGGUUGUGCUGAAAUACUUGAGUGCCUUGUGGACUCCUCAGUAUCUCCAGUAAAAGUAGAAUAUUCUGAUUUACUGUCUUUCAAAGAGAGCAUCAAAGAACCAACAACUGAGAGUGUGUAUAGUGGGGCCAUCGAGCCCAAACUUAGAAUAAGCAUUUCUCAGUCUCAGAAUAUGACUCCUACUGGAAGGACUCGGAGGAUGAGCACACCAAAGCUGGACAUCAAAGUGAACCUGGGUGACUGUGUGUCAGAGAUUGACAUGUCUAUAGUAGAUCGUAUUAGUGCUCUUAUUAAUAGGCAAGAAGUGUGUACAAAAGCUACUGAAGAAGUGUUUUCCCCGGAGCUUCCACCUAGCUAUAUCAAUAAUCAGGCGUGCUUUAAGCAAACUCUGGACGAUGCAACUUUACACCCGGAGACACGAGUUAAUGUUAAAGUUUUUUCAUCGUCCUUGACUGUCAAACUUAGGUUCCCAAUACCUGACUUGACACCUACAUCAAAUAUGGACCGAGUACCAUGGUGGAAGAGAAAUAUUAGAAAAGAUGUUUUAUCUCUGGUCCUGCAAGAUUUUGAGUUUGUUACCACCAUAGAUCCACACAUGCCCUACAGUAGCUAUGAAAUUCGCAGCAGUGACAUCCACGUGUAUUUCCAAGAACGAGAAGAGGAUGCCCCCAUAUCCCUAGUGCAGGCCAGUUCCAGUCGUGGUGCUGAGAGAGGGUUUGACUUGCCACGCGUAGUUGUGAUGGUCCAUCCGAUGCAGCCAUGGGCGUCCCUGGAAGAUGAGGCUCCUCGACAAGAAAGUAUUAUGACCAAAUCUAUGAUGGGUUUCUUAGAGGAAGUGAGUGAAACAGAGCCAAACCCCUUUAGCCGUAGAAAAGUUGCCACCCAACAAGCGGGAGAUGAUGACGUAGGAGAAAUUACUAUCCCAGCAGACAAGGAAGAAGUUUUAGAAUUCAUGGAAAACAUACUUAAAAACGUUCAGUUACAUAUAGAAAUUCAUUUGCCUAAUGUCCAGUUAAUAUUACCUUCCAAACAUAUCUAUGAGGUGGUGUAUAACAGACUGGUAUCAGACCUCUUGUUGUGGGAACCUUCUGCUCCCAAACCAGCAAGUCAUAGCAACCGCAACCUAAAUGUUGCUCAAGGAGGAUUAGACUUAGCUUCUGUGUUCAUGAAUGAAAGUAUCUACCAAAGCACAACACAAUUUACCAUGUGUACUUCAGCAAAUGCAGCGGGGGGGAGUGACAGUGAAGAGGAGGGAGAGUCACAGUUCUUCUCAGUAUACGAACACAAAGCUAGGCAGAGAUUGAAGCAGCAGCAACAGGAACCGAGCAAGAACAAAAAACAAACUACUUUGGCCUUUAAGCUGACGAUGGGUCACGGCGUUGCCAGUAUACGAACUCCGUACAGAGAUGCCAAGAACAACGUGCUCCCUGGACAGCACGGGGAAGUAAUGCUGGUUAUUGACCAAGGCACAAUAUUUGCUGCAACAGGUUACCAAGGGAGUCCAGACUUGGGAUACACUUGCAUUUGGGCUAACAAAGGCCACAUAUACCACAGAGCAGCAAAUAUCACUCCAGACCGUCCAUUAACGUUAGAUCCCGAAAGUCCGCUCUCAACCUCAAGAUUAGAUGCUAUUCUCUAUCCUAAUGAUGAUGGUGUUAUAACAAGGUUAGGUGCAGGAGUUGGUAAGAGUGAAGACUGCCAAGAUCAAAUUACCUUGGCUUUGAAAAUGGAUUUUGAUGUGACUCGCAAUCUGAAAACCAUUAUCUUAGCUGGUUGUGUUAGGGGAGCCACACUGCGUCACUAUAUGUGUAGUGGCCCAGAAAGUUGGGUCACACAACUUGGGGACAUGUUUGAUGUCCAAGACUAUCCUCUCGCAGGUUAUGUGCUUCCAGAUGUUGUUACAGAGAUGAACUUUCACCUGUGGGGUUGUGCUCUUGAUUAUCGUCCUCUUUAUUUACCAUUAAGAGCAAUGUUGACAGUUGAUGCCUGCUCAAUAUCUAGCAAUUUAACAAUUUCCAGUGAUGCAAAUGUUUUACAUUUCAUUAUUGAAGAUGCAGCUCUCUUUUUAUCAGACAAACUUUCUAUGCGUACUGUUGACUUGAAGAAGAAUUAUGUUUGUGUGGCUGACUUGGGAGUCUUUGAAUUGUGCUUAAGAAUGGUGGAAGAUCUUAAGGAGAAUAAACCAAAAAUUGACUUAUUGGCUUCCAAUAAUGUGAUUCACAUUCGCACUUGUGCUGACUCGUGUAAAGCAUUAUUGGAACUUUUGAUAUACCUGGCCAGUGAUGGAGAUCUGACUAAAGAGGUCUCCUUGACACCAACCACAGUAGCAGAACCUACCAGCACUCAUACUACCAGUGCUGCAUCAUCUCCUACCAGUGAGUGUGCUACUAUGAAACCAUCCGAGACUCAGGAGACCAUCUUCAACCCACGCCUGAGAGAAAAUGAUUCCCAGCAGCUGGAGAUGGUUAGAGGCAUGAUGGAUGAUGCCAUGAUUGAGUCAACACCAUCGACAUCAUCCUGUGAAGAUGACGAAAAUGACCCAUCUUUAUAUUUAAAGAAAGGAGUGGAGGUGUUUUUCUUCCCAGAUGAUAACAUGAAGCAAAAGCAGAAUGCAGCCUCAGUGACUAACAUUCAGAAAGAUACGACCAAGCCUGAGGAGACCACAACUGAAACUGAAUUAACAGAUACUGAAUAUGCCUUGAAGGAAGCACUAAAAGAACAGCUAGAUAACCCUUUUGAGGACUGUAGUUCUGGCACUGAUGAAGAGUUCUGCAUUCUUGACGAUGCACCCGGCACGGGCAUAAAGUCCCCAUCUGGUGAACCACAAGUACGUCUCUUAACUCAGGAUCCUAUUAUCAUUAUUGACAACCACUUCACUGUUCCUCUUGGUAAGGUAGACCAGCUUAGGGCACCUAAGCACUUUCCUGCUUCAUCAAUGAAGUACACCCUUCAGGAGUUGACGGUUGUUUGGCACAUGUAUGGUGGCUCUGAUUUUAAGACUUCAUCGCAUGGCAUACCUGCUCAUACUCGUCGUGUUACUAUAAAUGACUCUAAUGGCAAUGUGGACUCUGUGUGUGGAAACUAUGCCACAACUGUCCCUUCACCAAAGAUGACCUAUAUACCAACAGAGCCUUGUGUUACAGUAAGAGCUGGUGAGGUUCACUUCUCAUCAGGUCAUACAUCACCUACAAUGUUCAAGAAAUCGCCACCUCAUAGUCCACAGCAACGAUCUCACAUGGUGUGGCAAGCAGUUGGAGGCCCAGGUCGGAAGCACGACAUUCUUCUGGAACUACAGCUUAGCAAAGUUCGCUUUCAACAUGAGAUUUACCCUGAAACUGCUCAACAAGCAUCUAGAAAUGUUCUUCUCAUUCAUGAUGUAGAGAUACGUGAUAGACUAACAUCUUCCAAGAUCAACAAGUUCCUGUACCAGUUUUCGUCAGAGACAUGUCCACGUCAAGCUCAUGCAAACAUGGUUCAAGUGAAGGCUCUCACUACCAGACCUGACGGACAACACGGUCCACAGGAAACUAGUCUCAAGAUCUCACUACAGCCCAUCAGACUACAUGUAGAUCAAGAUGCUCUCCUCUUCCUGUUUCAGUUCUUUGAGGAGCUCCUAGUAUCUGACAGUGAGGGAGAACUUGGAGAAGAAGAAAGGCCACUGUUAUCUACUCAGGUUCAGGCACCGAUUAUGACUGUAAAUCUUAAUCAAGCAGCUCAGCUCAAUAUAACAGAUAACCAACAACUCCUUGUUAACUUGGAAGAAAAAUCACCAAUGUCAGAUACUGAGGAACACAGCAGUAAGGCUGAUGAAAAUGCUCCCCCAUACUUCAAGUCAUUUGUGUUCUCCCCAGAUGUUCCCAUCAAGAUUGAUUAUCAUGGCAAGCAUGUAGAUAUUCACUCUCAGUAUGGACCUGUUGCUGGGCUGAUAAUUGGUUUAGGACAGCUUAAUCAAUCAGAACUGACUCUGAAGAGUAUUGUACAUAAGUCAGGUCUUCUUGGAAUUGACCGGCUUAUUCAGUACAUAACCAAUGAAUGGGUGAACGACAUUCGACGUAAUCAACUUCCGUCAGUUUUAGGUGGUGUUGGGCCAAUGCAUUCUGUUGGAAAGUUAGUUGGAGGUGUUCGAGACUUGUUCUUAUUGCCUAUUGAACAGUAUCAGAAAGAUGGUAGACUAGUACGUGGUCUUCAGCGUGGAACGUCUGCCUUUACCACUUCUUCGGCACAUGCAGCUCUUGACCUCACUGGACGAUUCGUGGGAUUCAUCCAGUCUACUGCAGAGACGAUGUAUGACAUGGUAUCCUCUGGCCCAAGUGUGCGUCACAGGUAUAGAUUACGCGGCGGUCAGCCCCAGGAUAUCCGCGAAGGAGUCACCACGGCAUAUGGAGUUGUUAGAGAUGGAAUUGGCGAUACAGCGUCAGCAAUCGUACAAGCAGCAACACAAGAGCAUCAGCAGAAAGGGGUAUCGGGAGCUAUUGGAGGAGUGUUGCGACAGAUUCCACCCACUGUUAUGCAGCCGAUUAUCCUGGCAUCAGAAGCAGCAGGGACUGUGAUAGGAGGAAUGAAAAACCAACUAGUGCCUGAUGCUCGUAGGGAAGCAGCCGAUAAAUGGAAAGCAUAAGUAAACACUGCAAAAUA